GCAAGUGAAAUGAUAUAUCUUGCCGGAGCAGUUAUUCUGAUAAUGGCUCACCCCACCCUUCAGGUUCUGAUAAGGGAUUCUUCUGAUGAAACAAGGUGGCAGGAAUAUCAGUCUCAGAUCUUUACAUCAAAUAUAAAACGGCACUCUGAAGGAACCUUCUCCAGUGACUUAACCAGAUACCUGGACAAAAUGAAAGCCAAGGAUUUUGUGCAGUGGCUGAUGAACAAGCGAUUCAGCUCCAGUAAAAGAUCUGUUAGUGAUGAUCUAAAGGAAACAAGGUUUGUGCCAGAUAUAUCUUUGUUUAGGUUCAUACAGCUGGAGAAGAGAAGACCUCAGGGUUAGAGUUGAAUCUAUAGAACAACAGAGAUGAUCUCAGAAGAGAAAUGAAGAAGUAGCAAUCACAGGCUUCACGUGUUCAAAAACACCUACAGUUUACUAAUGCCUCCAGAACAUUGCAGAUACCUGAUUAUUACGUGUGUUUUCUACUUCCCUGUGGUGCUUUGGAUGCGUAACAUCGCCAGAGAUUUUGAGCAUUGAUGGUCUAACCUAUUGUGACAUAUAAAUUGAGAUUUCAGGUAAUAACUGUCUUUCACAUAGACAAUAUAUAAACCAAUAUUAAAG
Messenger RNA from Xenopus laevis (African clawed frog), 621 nucleotides. RefSeq names its product glucagon, gene 2 L homeolog (gene gcg.2.L). The transcript is spliced from 4 exons. Bases 10 to 342 code for a protein of 110 amino acids. NCBI's taxonomy places the organism in Eukaryota, Metazoa, Chordata, Amphibia, Anura, Pipidae. The record is from RefSeq and is a predicted model, not a curated record.